AUGGCUCCUCCGCGAGUCGACAGAGUGAUCAGCAGAUCGUCUCAGGCGAGACUUUCCGAGCUGCUCAGCAUGGUCGUUCAAGGGAUGAGAGCCAUUGACGACGAGUUUGGUGGCGCUAUGGGACCCAACGGGGAGGCUUGGGAUCAACUCCUCAACCACAUGCUCCCAGGUAAGCCGUGCUUCUUCAAGCCCAUUCCAUGUCUUUAUAUAGUUCCCUUGCUGACAGCAAGUGUAGGUUCUUCCGAGUCCGGACCUCCUCCAAGCUUCGUGCAGAUUGCUGCUCCUGUCAACGAUCCCGCCCAGUCGGCUUCCGGUUCUGCUUCUGUCCACCCGGAAACAUCGAAUGCUCCUGAAGUGAACCAGACACUUCCCGGAAACCCCACGACUAGCAGCAACCUUACGCCCACACGACCUAACGUCACCGGCGCAGCCGCCAUCCCUGCAGCGGCAUCUCCCAAGGAACUCACUGAGGAUCAGCGUCAAGCAGAAUGGAGGCUUAUUGUCCACUACAUGGAUGCGCGGUCCAAAAUAUCACAAGAUCAACUUGCCCGUGUUCACGCCGCCUUCGUUCGCUGGUUUGGCUGGGCUCCAAGCAAAGAAGAAAUGCAAAAGGCGCGAGAGGUCGGUCAUACUAUCUUCAGAUUAAUAGGGAUUGCUGGACCAUGGUGCAGCCCUUUCGCGACGGAGAUCUGGAUGAAGGCUACCCGCGACCGGAGCAUUGCACAGAUCCGGGAGCUGAAGAAGACGGACUGGACAAAGGCCGGCCGCCUUGCGUCUUAUAUUGGCGUCACGCUCAAGCAGGAAGACAAACCCAAGCCGAAGCCGAAGGAGGCGCCGAAGGUGGCGGCGAAGGUGGCGGCAAAGGAUGCUGUUAGCAGCUCGGUUCCCGCCAUGAAGUCUUUGAUUGUGAAGCUGAAGGUGAAGGCCAACGAACACGCGAACGGACUUGCUCAGCCUCUGCCUCAACCUCAACCCCAGACUGAGCCUCAGAUUGCCCCUCAAGAUCAGGUGCAGAGCAAUGUUGUUCUACCUGAGCAAAAAACGGCGGUCGUUCCCGUCCCAAGCACGGGACCGAUGCCUCUACCAGCUCCAUCUACUGAACAGCAGCUUGGCCCGGACAACAGUUUCACCGGCUACAUCCAUCAAACUCUUCCUGACGGCUUCGACGAUCACACUGAGGCUGCCAUGCCCACUACCUCUGCAGGCAACUUCGGCAUCGACCCCCGCAUGACUCUUUACCACCACCCAAUGACCGUGUACCCAGGCCCUGCCGGCUUUCCGGAUCAGUUUCCGAACCCGGUUCCCCUCUGGGAGCCCAUGUCUGCUUUCCCGGUCGGCACCCUUCCUGCUGCUUCCGGCUGGGUGAACCCAUGGAACUGGAUAGCCGAGCGCGCAGCAAGCCUCGGUCGAUCACUUUUGCCGUCUUCUCAAGAUCAGGCUGAUGGUUCCGCUCGUUCGAGUCAAGCGGCGCCCUCCGCUUCUCAUGAUCCGAGAGCAGAUGCCAUGGAAAUUGCUGAUAUUCUUGCGGCUGCUGCCAAGGACGUACAGCCGGUGGAGGAGGCUGAUGACGACGCUGAUCCCAAUGACCAGCUUCGCAAUGAGAUGCUCAUGCAUUAUUCAGCUAACGAUGAUGCCGAUCCUAGCGACCAGCUUCACAAUGAAAUGCUUAUGCACUCCUCUCCCUCACCUAAGGAUACUCAGCCGGAAAAGCAGGCUGAGAAAGAGAAGGAGCCGGAAGAGAAGCACGUCCCGACUUCACCUGAUCCUAAGCAGCAGCAGGCUGUGGUUGUGGCAAACAAAAGCUCUGCUAAAAAGAAGGCCAAACAGCUUCCCACCGUCCCUACAGCCAAGGCAGCUGAAAAGAAAAGCAAGGCUGCUAAGCCUGCCGCACCUCACUACAACUACGGCGCCGACGUAACAACCGAUCCGCGUGCUAACGCGCUCGUUGCUUACAUUGUUGCCGCUUGGAAAAUCACCAACAAGCAGGCGCUCGUGGAGGAUGCCGCAGCCAUGCAGCAGCUAGGCGCGCACGCAACCGCUGCCAUACCGUUCCUGAUACAGGACAAUGAGGCCAAAGAAAGUACCAGGGGCAUGUUUCGCUGGGGUGAUCAACUCUUGACUUGGGAGAUGACACUGAAGAAAUUGGACAAGUUUGCGGAGACGCGUGCCUUGCAGAAGCAUGAGAUCGAAAAGGCUCGUGAUAAUGCAGGGUCCAGCUCUGCCACCGCUAAGCCCGAUGAUGCUACUACCCGCAUCGAGACCUCUUCCUCUUCCUCUACCAACGCACCACCUUCUUCCGCUCAGGCAGCUACCCCACCUCCAGACACCGUCACGAUGCCUCCAAAAUCCAAGCCUCGUCGCGACCCCUACCCUGACACAUCCAUCGUCGCCAUCUCCGGCUUCACACCCGAUGCCCGCGCCAACGCUUUCGCCGCUCACCUGGCUAAAACCUUCUACAACGCUCACGGUAUCGACUUGAUGGCAGACGAAGCAGGCAGCCGCCGGCUCAUGCUGCAUGCGACCCGCAACGAGCACCGGCUGCGCGGAGCGAGGGAAGUCACGAAUUACGAGAUGAAUUUCUACGCUGAAAAGGACCUCAGCUGGAAAAUUACGGGCUUCAAGCUCGAUGCUCUCGAGCAAGAAUGGGUGAAGCGAUUUCCUCAGGAUGAGAGUGAGGGUGAGGAUGAAGAUGGGCAGGAAGGUGGGAAUGGAGGUGAGGACAGAGACACCGAGAUGGGUGGCACAGCUGAACCUGACAUCGAUAAAGACACUUCAGAGCACACUGAAGCUCAGCAGCCCAGCGCCGGACAGCCGCGCGCCGCUUCGGUGGCUACCUCGGGCCUCUCGUCCGUUCCUCCCGGCGCCUUUUCAACGGCCGAGCGCCCUUCGCCUGCGCCUUCCUCGUCUUCCGCCCACUCGGCUGCAUCCGCUCACUCCGCCUCCGCGGCUUCAGCCAGCUCGAAGAAGCGCAGACGCUCUGAGCAGCCCGACGCCACGACGCCGACCACCGCCGCUGGGCUUUCCGAUCCCGCCGUCGCCAUGCAUGCCCGCGCUCUCGGCUCUCCGGUGCCAUCUCCUGCUACUGCUGCUGCUUCUGCUACUGCACCUACCAACACGGACGGCACGGCGUCCGAACAGCAACCUCCUCCCGCCAAGAAGCAGCGCCUAUCUCCCUCGGCGUCGCUAUCCCAGCCGGAAGUGUCGCCGUCGUCAGAGCUAAUGCCGCGCGUGAAGGAAGAGCAAGAGAUGAAGGAGGAGAAGGAUGCUGCAGCGGCGGCGGCGGCUCCGCUUUCUGGAUCUGCUGCUGAGGGUGAAACGCAGGCUGUGCAGGAGGGCGGUCAAGCUGCAGGUGCUGGUGCUGAUGCCGACGAUGCGGACGUGGAGUAA
Molecule: messenger RNA, 3387 nt
Organism: Lasiodiplodia theobromae
Lineage: Eukaryota; Fungi; Ascomycota; Dothideomycetes; Botryosphaeriales; Botryosphaeriaceae
Exons: 2
Coding region: 1-3387 (1128 amino acids)
Source: RefSeq, a predicted model, not a curated record